AUGUCCUACUACCAGCGGCUGGGGGAAAUGAAUUACAUGGCGGAAGAGGAAGAAAUGGUUGAUUUCGUCGAUGAAAUGGAUGGAGGAGCCGCCGGUGCCGCCGCUGGUGUGGAAGAUGUUGAAGCCGAUGAAUACGACUUGCUUACGAAGGCUACGGAUACAUCUUCUGGGCAAGCCAGAAAUGGGCAGGACAUACAGGGUAUUCCCUGGGAAAGAUUGAAUAUAACCAGGGAAAAAUACAGAUUGACCAGGCUUGAGCAGUACAAGAAUUAUGAGAACAUUCCUUCAUCCGGCGAAGCUGUCGAUAAGGAGUGCAAACAAAUGGAGAAGGGCGGCUGCUACUAUGAAUUCUUCCAUAAUACUAGAUCGGUUAAGCCUACCAUUCUUCAUUUUCAGGUUAGGGGAUUUUGCAACUUCUCUCAGGAACUUGGGCAUGUAGCACCGUCUGAGUCCUUGGAUUUGGAGCCUCUGAUGUUAGCUGCCUCAAUUGAGCUGCUACUAGUUGUUAUCAGUCUGGAUAUAAGAACCUUAUCAGACAUAAGUAUGCGUCUGGAUAAACAAGGAGUUAGCUUCUGUACCCGCACUACAUAUGAUGAUAAUGCCAUCACCAAUGCUAUUGAGAUAUACGACAGCAUGAGGGGUGGAAUCCAUUUCAUGGCAUCCAACAAUGAUGGUGGUCUUAGAGAAUAUGACUUAGAGACAUUUCAGCUUUUGAAUCACUUUCGUUUCCCUUGGCCAGUGAAUCACACAUCAGUGAGCCCUGACCGUAGGCUAAUGGCAGUUGUUGGAGAUAACUUGGAUGGAUUGUUGGUGGAUUCACAGAGUGGGAAGACCGUAUCCACUGUGGAAGGACACCUAGAUUAUUCAUUUGCAUCAGCAUGGCACCCAGAUGGACGUGUUUUUGCCACAGGGAAUCAGGAUAAGACUUGCCGGGUGUGGGAUAUAAGAAAGUUGUCAUCGCCUACUGCUAUUCUCAAGGGAAACUUGGGUGCGGUUCGUUCAAUUCGCUUCUCAUCAGAUGGCCAAUUCAUGUUUGUAGCUGAACCUGCAGAUUUUGUGCAUGUUUAUAGUACACGAGAUGAUUACAGGAAGCGGCAAGAGAUUGAUUUCUUUGGAUUAAGGGAGGCCCAGAGUCAGAAUAGGACAACGAAAGGAAGAAAUGAAAGAAUUGAGGCGACAGUAGAUGGGAUGGGAGUCGGGAGUGGUGGGGGCCAACAUGCAGAAGAAAGAGUCAUGUGA
Molecule: messenger RNA, 1239 nt
Organism: Dovyalis caffra
Lineage: Eukaryota; Viridiplantae; Streptophyta; Magnoliopsida; Malpighiales; Salicaceae
Source: the annotation of a GenBank genome assembly